UGAUUAGAUUUCGAAACAACAAACACAACACAAACAAACCUGCCGCGAGUGUAUGUGUGUGUGGGCGUGUGUGUGUGAAAUCAAAUCGCAAAAAAGCCAAUAUGAAAUAAGGUUAGUUUACUCAGUACGUGGAGAUACGUGGAGUCGAGCAGACAGGAGCGUGAAACACGCAGCGGAUAGCUAAUAAAACGAAAAGAAAGGCAAACCUACAACAAAUAAUAAUAUAAAUACAACAACAACAGCAACAACAACAGCGACGAACAACAAAAGCAAACGAAACACUAACGAAAUACGCGAAACACGCGAAAAAGCAAAGCAACAACAAAAACAACAACUAAAGGUUCAAGCUUAAUUGCUGCGGGUUGUAAAACACGCAGCAGUUAUUUGCAAAACACGAUGACAGCCAAGGCAGCGGCAACUCCAGCAACAACUGCAACACAGCAGCAGCAGCUGCUACAACAGGAAACAUUUGAAGCACCCGCCACACCGCCAACGCCAACGGAAACGGAAACGGGAACUGCGACGCCACCCAGCGAGAGAGAAGAAGAUGAACUGAGUGAAAUCUUCUUUGUGGAGAAUCGCAGACGGAAACAAAACAUUAAAAUCCAGGUGAAACUGUGCAUCGAUGGCGUCUACUUGCGUCGCGAGACCACACAACAGGAUCACAUCAACGAGCAGCUGAUAAGGAUCGAGGACAUCAUCGGAUCCAGCUGCGGACCGCGUCUCAAGAAGCGCGCACGCGGCGGUCUCAACUCCUGCAAGAAUCCCAGCAAGCAGAUACAAGAGGACGAUGUCGAGCUACCGGAGGAUCAAUCGCCUCCGAGUAAAAAGUCGAACCGAAAACAGACGGCGAGUGGCGACAAGAGCGCCUAUCUCUAUAUCUAUGCGUAUCUGAAGAAGGAGAAGCCGCUGCGACGCGUGCAAACGCUGCGCAUUCUACGCUUUCGCUCCAGCGAUGUCUACGCCGAGAAUCUGGCCACAGCGCAGCGCUGGCAUCGCACAAUCAGGGAGUAUAAACAGCGCAGCGGCACCUCGACCGAGGGCAAGAAGCUGCUGAUACUGCUCAAUCCCAAGUCCGGAUCGGGCAAGGGUCGGGAGUUGUUCCAAAAGCAGGUGGCGCCACUGUUGCGCGAAGCGGAGGCCCAAUACGAUCUGCAGAUCACAACGCAUCCGCAGUACGCUCUGGAGUUUGUGCGCUCCCGCAAGGAUCUCCUCGAGCGUUAUGCGGGCAUUGUGGUUGCCUCGGGCGAUGGCCUCUUCUAUGAGGUGCUGAAUGGGCUGAUGGAGCGCAUGGAUUGGCGACGCGCGUGCCGGGAACUAUCGCUGGGCAUCAUACCCUGCGGAUCGGGCAAUGGUCUGGCCAAGAGCAUUGCGCAUCACUGCAACGAACCGUACGAUCCGAAGCCCAUACUGCAUGCCACACUCAUCUGUGUGGCGGGACGUGCCACGCCGAUGGAUGUGGUGCGCGUCGAGUUGAGUCACCGUGACAAGCACUUUGUGAUGUAUUCGUUCCUAUCGAUCGGCUGGGGUCUGAUCGCUGACAUUGAUAUCGAAAGCGAGCGUCUGCGUUCGAUUGGCGCCCAACGCUUCACGCUCUGGGCGAUCAAGCGUCUGAUCACGUUGCGCACCUAUCGCGGCAAGUUGUUCUACUUGCCGCAAAAGGAGCAAAAGGAGACAGCAGCAGCAACCGCUCCCGAAAAAGUGCCUUCACCUCGCCCCUCGCAAGCGCAAGCGCAAGCGGAAGCCGAAUUGCGAUUGAGCCGUAGCACAAAUCGAUCGCUGGCCCGUCGAUCGCUGCCCGUUCCAGCAUCACAUCGUCCCAUCAGCGAGUUCAAGGAUCUGCCAGAUGAGUUCGACGAUGUGCAGCUGCGUGACGAUGACAAUGAUCAGGAUCAAGAUCAAUUUGCGGAUGCAUUGUCGAUGACCGAUCGGUCGAUUUAUCGGCAAAACGCCGACAGUUGGCACUCGGCGGUGUCGCGUCGCACCGCCUACUAUUCGAUGGGUGGCAACAGCACACGCUCCAAUCGCAGCCGCCUGAGUGUCGCCCAGAAGAUCGAGGCCGCGAAUGCCGAGUUCAUGCAGCUGGUGCCGACAGGCACGAUGCCCGCUCUGCAGCUCCCUUUGCCGGCGGAACAGGGCUGGAUCUGUGAGGAGGGCGACUAUGUGAUGGUGCAUGCCGCGUACACAACGCACCUGGCAUCCGAUUGCUUCUUUGCCCCCGACUCCAAGUUGAACGAUGGCCUCAUCUAUCUGGUGAUCAUUCGGGCGGGCGUCGGUCGAUCGCAGUUGCUCAAUUUUCUGCUCAGCAUGCACAAUGGCAGCCAUCUGCCCGAGCCGGAGGAUCCGCACAUACUUGUCGUCCCCGUGACAGCAUUUCGCAUUGAGCCGAGUGGCAACAACGGUAUUCUGACCAUCGAUGGCGAGCGUGUGGACUACGGACCCAUACAGGCUGAAGUAUUUCCGGGACUGAUCAAUGUAAUGACCACAACGGGGCAAUGAGUUCAUUUCUUUUUUUUUUCCUACGUUUCUUUUCACCUAUCAAUGUGUGAGUGUGAGUAUGUAUGUGUGUGUGAAUGUGUGUAGCUCGAUAAUGCACUUGACUAAUCGAUUAAGACUGUAUUUAAUUUUUUUUCCUUUUUUUUUAUCUACUACUUUUAUCGAAGCGCCAACUGUUAAUUAUUUUUAAAGCAAAAAUAUAACCCAAAAAUAAAAUAAAGCGUUACACAACGUUAACAGUUGCCAACUAUGUUAAGCAAAUGUUAAUUAAUUAACAGCCUGAGCAAUAAGAGUGAUCAAACAACAUUUAAUGUUAAGCAACUGUCCUAAUAGACUAAGCUUCAACAAUUUAACACUUUAUGUUGAACAACUAAAAAUGUCGAUAAAAGUAUUAAUUUUGCUCAAGACUAUCAAUAAUAAAGGUGAAGAUCGAUAGCCAACUGUUAAUUAUUUGCUAAGCAAAGAUAUAGCAGAAAAAUAAAGUAACGCGUUACAUAACGUUAACAGUUGUCAACUAUGUUAAGCAAAUGUUAAUUAAUUAACAGCUUGAGCAAUAACAGUGAUCAAACAACAUUUAAUGUUAAGCAACUGUCCUAAUAGCCUAAACUUC
Molecule: messenger RNA, 3106 nt
Organism: Drosophila sulfurigaster albostrigata
Lineage: Eukaryota; Metazoa; Arthropoda; Insecta; Diptera; Drosophilidae
Gene: Sk1
Product: sphingosine kinase 2
Exons: 2
Coding region: 397-2499 (700 amino acids)
Biological process (GO): sphingosine biosynthetic process
Cellular component (GO): cytoplasm; membrane; intracellular membrane-bounded organelle
Source: RefSeq, a predicted model, not a curated record